AUGGUCUUUUCAACCUUGAACAAUUCAUUUGUUGGAAGUUUUUUCGGGAGCAUCAAGAAUGCAACCAAUACAUUGAUGGGAGGUGACAAUACGGAUGAUAAUCAUUUACCCAACGAUCCGAAUCAUGAAUUAAUUGGUGAUGGUGAUGGAGAACAGACAACAAUAGCCUUUCGUCCAAUGACAGAAUCUCUAUCGCCCACAACAAUUGCUCCAGCAAGGUUUGCCUUUCCAACGUGUGAUGUUUGUCUUCAUGAACAGAAUGCUAUUAUACCAACGAAUUAUUAUUGUGGAGAUUGUGAGUUGGCUCUAUGUAGAGAACAUGUGAGGAAACACUAUUUGGAUGGAAAGAAUCACAAAAUAUUUGAUCCACGAUCUAAUUAUAUUGUAAAUAUGAAUGAUAUUGAUGAUUCGGAUGAUGAUGAUGAUAUUGAAAUUGUGACUGUUGAAAGCUUGCCAGUGUCAACUGCUAACGAUGAUGAUUUUGAACACCAUCAAAUAUUUCAAGUAUCUGAUUCGGUGCUCGAUGUAAAUAAUUUAACGGAGGAAGAGGAAGAAAUUAUCAACAUGAAUAAUCAGGAUUUUAUCUAUUGGACUCGAUUAUUAAAAACAUAUCCUCAUUUCUCAACAAAUAUAAUACAUACACCACUCAUUAUUAGAAAGCUCUAUAUGAAUGGUGCUCUUGGAGGAUCACUUUUAAUUGACAAUAGGACACAACAUCCCAUCAAUGUAAUAUUGUCUCAAGUAGGUCCUCUCUAUCAAUUACUUAUACCACCAAAUAGAAUGGGGAUAUUCGAGGGUGUUGGACGAGUUCAUUUCACUGUUGAAGUUGGAAAAUUGCAUACAUCCAAACACAAGCAACUGACAACAUGGGAUAAAGCACUACCAAUUAUUGGAACUGUUUGUGGUAGUGUUGCUGUUGGUGUUGGAAUUGCUUCUGGAGUUUUGACAGGUGUGGGAUUGAUUGGAGGUGGAGCAGCAUUGGUUGUUGGAGGUGGAUUAUCAACAGCUACAAUAGCUUCUGCUCCAGCAAUAGCAAGUGUAGCCAGUGUUGUAAAUAAGAAGAAUGGUAACAAAUUGGAAGCUAAGGAGAAGGAAACUUUAAAUACCACUUCUAAUUACAACAUUUCAGAAAAUGAAACCAUUCCAGCCGACAAUUUAAGAGAAACCAUUGAUGGGGCAGACAGUUUUGAAAUUAUAGAACAUCAGGAUAUCAUUGAAGAAAAACCUGAACCAACCGAAACCAAAGAACAAGCUCAAACCACUUCUAAAAUAGGUGAAGUUUCAAAAUGGAUCAAAAAAUUAGUUCCAGGAAAAGCCACAUUCCCACAUAGUUCUGUGAGAGGCGUAUUUUGCGAUGGCCAUUCUAUAAUCAUUGUCAGUAUCAAUGAUGAAGAUGUUAGAAAUCAAAAUGAUGAAGCUGGAUAUUUUGAUCUCGAAUUGAAAACAUUUUAA
This is a messenger RNA of Naegleria gruberi, 1452 nucleotides long. RefSeq lists its product as uncharacterized. NCBI's taxonomy places the organism in Eukaryota, Heterolobosea, Eutetramitea, Acrasida, Naegleriidae. The coding region runs from base 1 to 1452 and encodes 483 amino acids. The transcript has a single exon. The record is from RefSeq and is a predicted model, not a curated record.